ACAAAAAUUUGUCUUUUGAAAAAAAACAACACUCCACAACAAGAUGAGCCAAACCGUCACUGUUACUGCUACUGAUUAUGAAGUCAAGGAUAUCAGCCAAGCUUCCUUGGGUCGUAAGAGAAUUGAAAUGGCCGAAAAGGAAAUGCCAGGUCUUAUGGCUUGUAGAGCUAAAUACGGUGAAGAAAAGCCACUCAACAAUGUCAGAAUCUCUGGUUCUCUCCACAUGACUGUUGAAACUGCUGUCCUCAUUGAAACUUUGAAGACUGUUGGUGGUAACAUUAGAUGGUGUUCUUGCAACAUUUACUCAACUCAAGAUGAUGCUGCUGCUGCUAUUGCUGCUGCUAACAUCCCAGUUUUCGCUUGGAAGGGUGAAACUUUGGUUGAAUAUUGGGAAUGUACUUGGAAGGCUCUCAAGUUCGGUCCAAACAUGGGUCCACAAUUGAUUGUUGAUGAUGGUGGUGAUAUGACUUUGUUGGUCCAUAGAGGUUAUCAAGCCGAAAAGGAUGCCAGCAUUUUGGAAAGUGAUGGUGGUGUUGAAGAAUUGAGAAUUGUCAAUGAUUUGUUGAAGAGAAUUUUGAAGGAAGAACCAGGUUUCUUCCAUGCUAUUGUUCCACACAUUAAGGGUGUUUCUGAAGAAACUACUACUGGUGUUCACAGAUUGUAUGCUAUGCAAAAGCAAGGUACUUUGUUGUUCCCUGCUAUUAACGUUAACGACUCUGUCACUAAGAGCAAGUUCGAUAACAUUUAUGGUUGUAGACACUCCUUGUUGGAUGGUUUGAACAGAGCUACUGAUGUCAUGUUGGCUGGUAAGGAAUGUGUUGUCUGUGGUUUUGGUGAUGUCGGUAAGGGAUGUGCUGAAGCUUUGAAGGGUCAAGGUGCUAGAGUUAUUGUUACUGAAAUUGAUCCAAUCAAUGCUCUCCAAGCUUGUAUGGCUGGUUACACUGUCAAGACUAUUGAAGAUUGUUUGGAAACUGCUGAUGUCUACGUCACUGCUACUGGUAACAAGGAUAUCAUUACUCUUGAUCACAUGAAGAAGAUGAAGGAUACUGCUAUCAUCUGUAACAUUGGUCACUUUGACAAUGAAAUCGAUGUCCUCGGUUUGAAGACCUGUGAAGGUGUUAAGGAAAUUAACAUUAAGCCUCAAGUCGAUCAAUUCGUCUUCCCUGAUGGUCACACCAUCCUCUUGUUGGCUCAAGGUAGAUUGGUCAAUUUGGGUUGUGCUACUGGUCACCCAGCUUUCGUCAUGUCUGCUUCAUUCACUAAUCAAACUUUGGCUCAAAUCUCCUUGUGGAAGGAUACUUAUGCUGUUGGUGUUUACACUUUGCCAAAGGUUUUGGACGAAGAAGUUGCUAGACUCCAUUUGGAAAAGCUCGGUGCUAGAUUGACUAAGUUGACUGACUCCCAAGCUGAUUACAUUGGUGUUUCUCAAAAUGGUCCAUACAAGGCUGAUCACUACAGAUAUUAAAUAAAUCAUUUAAUUUUCAUUUUUAAA
Molecule: messenger RNA, 1492 nt
Organism: Naegleria gruberi
Lineage: Eukaryota; Heterolobosea; Eutetramitea; Acrasida; Naegleriidae
Exons: 2
Coding region: 44-1465 (473 amino acids)
Biological process (GO): L-methionine cycle
Cellular component (GO): cytosol
Molecular function (GO): adenosylhomocysteinase activity
Source: RefSeq, a predicted model, not a curated record